Oncorhynchus masou masou (cherry salmon) is the source of this 1371-nucleotide messenger RNA. It is a transcript of the gene sh2d4ba, whose product is annotated as SH2 domain containing 4Ba. The transcript has 8 exons. The record is from RefSeq and is a predicted model, not a curated record. Gene Ontology annotation, cellular component: cytoplasm. Lineage: Eukaryota; Metazoa; Chordata; Actinopteri; Salmoniformes; Salmonidae. The coding region runs from base 1 to 1371 and encodes 456 amino acids.
AUGAUGCAGCAGAUUUUGAGGGACAUGUACAUCGAUCCGGACCUGCUGGCGGAGCUCAACGAGGAGCAGAAGCAUAUCCUAUUCUAUAAGAUCCGCCAGGAGCAGGUGAGGCGCUGGGAUGAGAGGGAGAACCGAGAGAACCAGGAGAACCAGGACCAGGGAAAGAAGGGUGAGUCUGGCAGGAGAAGUAUCCAGUGGCUGCAGGGCUGCGAUGGGGACGUGUGGGUGUGGGUGAUGGGCGACGCUCCUGGGGAUAAGCCUUAUGAGGACAUCAUCAAGGAGCUGAUGGGGGAGAAAGCCAGACGGCAGGCUCAGCAGGAGGCCAAGGAGCUCUGGCGAACCAAAGAGGCUGAGAUCGAGGAGAAGUUCCGGGAUGCUAUGGCGAAGGAGAAGGCCCGUUUUGUGGCAGGGAAGUGGAAAGAAGAAACGGAGGACAGGAAGGCUGCCAAGCAGGAAGAGGAACACAUCCAGGAGUCUCUCAAGAAACGAGAGGAGGAGGAGAGACAGCAAGGUGAGGAGGAGAUAAAACGUGCAGAGGAGAAGAGAGCGAGGGAGCUGUAUAUCUCCCUAGAGCAGGAACAGAGAAGGAGUGAGAAGGAUGACAAGGAAUGGGAGGAGCAACUGUGGCGCUCUAAGAUGGCUGACCAGGAGAUGCAGAGAAAAGCAAGGCGGGCACGGGAUGAGUACAAGCGGCAGUCCCUGCGGGCUAUAGAGAAGGGCCGUGUGGCAGGGCUCAGUGGGCUGUUCCAGCAGGGCCCAGUGGUGGGGAACGGACCAACAGCAGCCCCCUUCAGGAGAUACAGCAACGUGCUAGAGUCCUCCUCCUCCACCACCCACCGCCCCGGCCUCCAGCCUGCUACUCCUCCACUGUACCGCCGUAGACAGAGCCAAAGGCACAGCACCAUUGUUACACAGCCACUGAUGGACAGUCCUGCCUGGGUGAGAGCCCCCCGGCCCAGCUCCAGAGAGUGUGUUUUGCUGUGGUUCAAAGAAGAGCAGACGCCCAAACAGGCUGGCUAUGAGCGCAACAGCACCACCAUCGCCCCCUGGUUCCACGGUCUGAUUUCCAGACAGGAGUCAGAGACCCUGCUGAUGAACACAGCAGAGGGCUCCUUCCUGGUGAGGGUGAGUGACAGGAUCUGGGGAUACACGCUGUCCUAUCGCACAGCCGACGGCUUCAAACACUUCCUGAUCGACGCAUCAGGAGACUACUACAGCUUCCUGGGUGUGGACCAGAACCGCCACGCCACCUUGGCUGACCUCAUCGACUUCCACAAGGAGGAGGUGAUCACCACAUCAGGAGGAGAGCUUCUGCAGGAGGCAUGUAAACGUACAGUCUCAGCCACGGACUAUGGGGGGCUCUUCCAAUGA